AUGGAUGUUCAAGAAAACUCUAACGAGAUACUUGGAAAACUAUGCUGGUUUUUCCGAGGCAAACAUCACUCAGACAGUCGUUGGUCGUGGGUCGUGUGCAUCUCCUCAGCAAUUUGCGGUGCUCUUAACACCGGCUUUGUCCUUAGUUUCGGCGUUCUAUUCCCUGCAUUAAUGGCACAUUUCGACGAGACAACGGAAACAACUGGUGAGUAUAUUACGUUACACGUAUUCUAAUUACACUGAAAUAUGACCAUCGGCACUGUUGCGUAACGUUCGAAAUAUAUUUGUAUACUGUUGACUCCCGAUAACUCGAACCUUCAAGGGAAAUCGAAAAAAGUUCGAGUUAUCGGGAGCUCGAAGAAAAUAGCCGAGAGUAAGGUAAAAACAGUUUUUACAGCACGGUGAACAUUUUAAUCACAUUUGGUCGUAGAAAUGUCAAGUGAUAAUUAAAAGAUAUCUCGAGAUUAUAAAUCAGAACGUAACGUAACAAAACAUAGCCUAAAUAGAGCAUGCCGGUUUUACUGCUUUGAGAAGUAAAGCUGCUUCACGUUCGCCUGUGACAAUCCACAUCAGCCUCCAUUAGUAAACUAUACUUCUACAACAAGUUUUAAUAGGAAAUCCAAAAUUCAAUGUUUCGGACGACAGUAGACGGCUUUUUUUCCCGACUUUUUAAGAAAUCAAAACAUGGUUCGAGUUAUCGAGGGUAAAAUUAUAUAGAAAAUGACCUGAGCGGAAACAGAAAUUGGUUCGAGUUAGCGGGAGUUCGAGUUAUCGAGGGUUCGAGUUACCGAGGGAAAAUUACAGUAAAUGUAUGACGGAAAUCCAGGGGAAAUCGAUUUUGGUUCGAGUUAGCGCGAGGUUCGAGUUAGUGAAGGUUCGAGUUAUCGGGAGUCGACUGUAAUUGAAAAACGAUUGUGUGUUUCUUCUUUACUGUGUACUUCAUGGUAGCUCCAUUUCGAGCUAAUGUAUGGCCAUUUCAGUUAUGGGUUUUAUUGAAGCUAGUUUCAAGUUUUCCCUUUAAUUCCAUAUACUAGAACAAACCGGUUCGAAUGAAACCCAUCAAAUGGCUAUUUAUCUUAAAUCUUCUCGGGGACCACACAGGAGACUGAGAAGAAACACACAGCUUAUAAUAAGUUAGGUUAGCCGAUUUUAUUUAUAUCCUUUCACAUUCAUAGGCUACAGAAACUAUCGUUUAUUCUCCUUAAAAAUGCGUACUAUAUUUUGAACGUUACGUAACACCUAUGUUCAUUCAAAACUUGGGCCACAUUUGAUGACAUGGAUUCAGUGCUGUAAAAAACAAAAACAAAAACAAAAACAAACAAACAAACUAGACAGAAAUAAGAUGAUGCUAAAAUAGGUUGAACCCUAUAUGUCUGUAAGAACAUAUUUUAUCAGACUUCAAAUUGACUAGGGGUAAAUUUACAUACUAGAAAUUAGUCUUUGUUUUUCCAUUCAGCAGGACAGUAGCCUGGUUGAUAGCUGCUAUUACAGUAUUAGGCUUUGUACCUUAAUCCUAUAAUACAAUACAGAGAACAAACCUGGGUUCACUAAAAACCAUAAAAUGGCCAAAAAUCGGCUCGGGGACCACACAGGACAGAAGAAACAAAUGUAAACUAAAGUGAGGGUAUCAAGAGAUUACAGCAGUUUUAUUUAAAUUGUUAACACAUUCGUACUACUAGUUACACUCGUUUUCUCCCCACAGAUCCUUAUAUUUCUAAGGUUACGCAUCAAUGCCGAUGAUCAUAUUUUAGUCGAGCUGACCGACAGCUUGGUCCAGCUGAAGCUACUCCUUCUUAAUACCUUAAAAUUGAGGCUUACUCUUCUAAGGAAAACUAGCUAGACUCAUUUUACUGUUCCAGCUCUUAAACGCUGUCAUAGAUUAGUGGUUUCAUCAUCAAAUAUGAGGAAAUUGAAGGUCUUCUAAGCUGAGAAGAUAUGAAGACAUCUGAAAACAAGAUUAUUUUAAAUCAUCUUUACAAUAACGUCAACUUUGUUUUCAGCUGGCCUCGGCUCGCUAACCUUGGGCAUGGCAUGGUUCGCCAGUCCGCUGCCUGGUUAUCUCUGUGAUCGUUUUGGUUGUCGUAUCACGAACUUCCUGGGAGCAGUGCUGUGCAUGAUCGGCUUGGUGGUAUCGUCAUUUGCUAAGAGCCUCACUCACAUGUACUUCACCCAUGGUGUGAUAAUUGGCUUAGGAAUAUGUUUUAUCUACAACUCCUGCUAUCUUGUAAUCGCACAGUACUUUAAAAAGAGGUUGUCCAUGGCAACUGGUAUUGUAGCCUUAGGGGAAAGUACGGGCGUCUUUUUCACAGGUCCGUUGCUUCAAUUUCUUUUGGAUUCAUUUGGAUGGAGAGGCACUUACAGGAUCAUGGUCGUGGCUUUCGCCCUUGUCUGCCUCCUGGGCUUGACUUACAACCCAAACAUACAAUUGCAGGAAACUAAAGAUCUCGAUUUAGCAAGAAAUAAUGAGGACAAUAAAGAUGAAAGAAGUAACAUUUCUCUUUACUGCAGCGUGUGGAAAAUUCCUACUUUCGUGGCAGUUACCACUUCUUUUAUGGUGACAGCGUUUGCCAUAUACAUUCCAUUAAUAUAUCUGGUAAGUUUUAUUACAUACCCUUUGGACAUGGAAAGAAUAAAUUUAUACUGUGUUGCAAUGGAGUAAUUGUAGCCCCGCCCCUUAAUGAUUUUUACGCUGACGAGCUCAAUGACAUAAUGGCGAGACCCAAUGUUACUGCAAACGGAAAACUUACGACAAAUACAGAGCGCUAGGCACGCUGAUAUUCGAUUUAUCAGGUACGUCAUCAACUCCUGCUUAAUACGCGCGCAAGUUCUGUGAAGUAUUUCACAGUGAACGACCAAUGAUAUCCUAACUGACUAAACGGACUGGUUUGAUUAUUUUUGUAGGUGAAGUUUUCAGAGGAUAAUGGAAUAAGCGCCCAAGCUGCUUCUCGCUUAUUUAUUUUUAUUGGACUUGCNAAGUAUUUCACAGUGAACGACCAAUGAUAUCCUAACUGACUAAACGGACUGGUUUGAUUAUUUUUGUAGGUGAAGUUUUCAGAGGAUAAUGGAAUAAGCGCCCAAGCUGCUUCUCGCUUAUUUAUUUUUAUUGGACUUGCUUCAUCUCUUGCAAGAAUCAUAACAGGAAAGUUGUGCAACAUCAAAAAAGUAAAUUCCAUAUUUAUUUAUCAGGCAUCCAUGCUAUUGGCUGCUCUUUCCACACUUUUGCUUCAGUUUGCUGCCACAAAAUACUGGUUGUUAAUCGUCUUCAGCUUUAUCUAUGGCUUCAGUGACGGAAUUUUCAUGACAUCAGCUGUGUAUACUCAGCUGACCUGCGUGGAUGCUAAAAGAGUAACAGCGUCCUUCUGUACUAGCAACGUACUUUAUUCAAUAGCUGCAGCUGCUGGUAGCCCCAUUGCUGGUGAGUUAAUACCUGUAAUGAGUCUUUUUGGCUUGUAUGUUUUGUUUUCGCAAUUAAGGUCAUGUGAUCAUUGUGUUCUCGAGGGAAUUUGCCAUUUAUCUUUUCAUAAAUCCUGCAUACAUGAUCAUAAUACUCAUGGACGUGAUGAAAUUUAAAACAAACUGGGAAUCUGGGGGCAACAUUACAUGGUUUGAAAAAGGAAGUGAAGUAUACGAAAAGGUCUAUUACUAACUGUAACGAUCUAAAUUGUUUUCUGCUACGAUUAAUGUAUUGUGCUGGUGCGCAACAUUCCACACGGGUUGAACACAGCCUAAAGGAGGGUGAUCCCGUAUGGAACGCUCGUCAGGGAAAAAGAAACCCCUAGACGAUCAUGUUCUGUUCUCGAAAUAUUUGCGUAAGUCAAAAUAUAUAUCACAAUAUUUUGAAAAUAGGUGCUUCUGUUUACAGCCCUUUCGAAUGAAGUAAGUCUCUUACUAUUAAAAUACGCCCUCAGAGAAUUUGACUUAUUUUGUUGUAAAAGCAGACUUUGAUUGCCAUUUCUUUUGAACAGGUUUAAUAGUGGACAACACAGGAAGUUAUGUUUACUCAUUCUAUAUGACUGGUGGUGUUCUUCUGGUCGCAUUUCUUAUUCCAAUGAUUUUGAUUCCUAUCAAUCAUAGAAGUAUCAGAGGUCUUCCUCAGAACCACAUCAAUGACGAUAAACAAAUGGUUACAGAAAGAUCGAAAGGGGUGGAGACUCAGGGACAAACUUCCUAUCACUAUAGUAAGGGAGAAAUCUCUAAAAAAGGUUCUUUAAGAUGUUCUGUGUCACUGCCUAAAUGGUACUAAAGCGGUCGAUUAGUUACGAGCUGAAAAUAAUGAAGUAGUCCAGCAGGAAGAUGGAGUUCCCGUGCACCUAUUAAAUAAUAUUUUUUUACAUUUUUGUAAUUCUCACGGUUGUGUUUUCCACAAACAUGUUCAUAUGUUCCUAUCACGAAAUAUUGUGCCUUGUGCCAAACCUUUCUUUUGUCUGUUCCUUUGACCAACAAUAAUCCCUUGAGAUCCCUCGAUUGGUGGAUCCAGAUCCACCAAUCAGCGUAUCGCGACCGUUGUCAGUUCAAAACCCCAACCCUGCCCCACACAGGUUUUUACAUCGGUCGCGAUACGCUGAUUAAUGGAUUUGGAUCGACGCACAUACCUAAAAUGCCUUUGGUCGAGAAUUUUGCACCGAUCAUGUCGAGAAAGCUGGUCUUGCAACUUCAGGAUCGCUUUUCUCGAGAAAUUGUGGACGAACUGAGCUCUCACUGUGCGCAGGCCUGGAGACAUAUCUUACUAGUGGACUGGGAGCCGGUAUUUUCGAGGAACGAAAUUAAAUAG
Molecule: messenger RNA, 4771 nt
Organism: Porites evermanni
Lineage: Eukaryota; Metazoa; Cnidaria; Anthozoa; Scleractinia; Poritidae
Source: the annotation of a GenBank genome assembly